Molecule: messenger RNA, 6880 nt
Organism: Megalopta genalis
Lineage: Eukaryota; Metazoa; Arthropoda; Insecta; Hymenoptera; Halictidae
Source: RefSeq, a predicted model, not a curated record
CGAGCGACGUCGAACGGCGUCGAGCGGCGUCGAGCGGUCGCGUCGAGAACCGAACCCCGAGAGUCUGCGGAACGAGCGCACUGCAAUCGAACAGCAUCGUCAGUCCCUCACGGUGAGCCGGUUCAGUUGGUUUCCUCCGCUCGUCUCCGAUCGUUGAUGCGUUGUCUGCGACGAUCCGCUCCGUUCUAAUAGGAGUCGACUGCGUGAACUUCUCUCUCUCUUUCUCUCUCUUUUUCUCUCUUUCUCUAUCUCUGUCCCUACUUCUGUUUUAAUUUCCCGUGUACCGAAAACCUCACAGUGCUUCUCUCCCGCGUUUUCAUCCGCCUCGUGUAAACCGCGCACCGGCGACGAACGAUCACAGUGCGUACGAAUUAUUGUUGGUGGACACGAGAGCAUUUGCGACCACCGGGCUGUGCUGUUUGUGGAUUUCUACCCCCUGCCCGCCAGUGGAUUACCCGACGUCCCGCCGAGGCAACUUUUCUCAAAGAUCAAAUUCACUUAACCAAUACACGGAAAUAUACCAGAGCAACAUCAGUCGCAAAUAAAUUGUAGCGGAGGCAUAAUCGAGGGGGAGGGGCGUACCCCACCGAAUUCUAUGAAAAGGACGAGGCGUAGGAUGGGCCGGACCGUGCGAGGAGUCGUGCUACACUGAAGAGGAGGAGCUCCCCGAAGACGAGAGAGAAGGAGGAAGGAACGAAGGAUGCCUGCCUCGCAGACCGCCGCCACGGAGCGGCGAAAUGAGAGGACGAUUACACACGAGCCGCCAAAAUUGAAAACCACUCUGAAAACGCCUCCAAAACAAGCAACUAAUCCUCUUCAAUUUGUCAAAGUUGGACCAUGCUCCUUGUACCGUACCGCUCAGGAGCAGCUCCAGAAGGUCCAAGAGGUGAAGAAAAUAAAACAAGAGGUCCGCGAUGACCCGGAAGAUUGGCAAUCGAAUUUGGACAAUUGGAAGAGCAGUCGAAGGAAGCGUCAAGAGCACAUAAUCGAGCGAGUGGUGGAGGUGAAGAAACUCGAAUUGGAGGAACACGAUCGGCAGCGUCGUCGAAGUAAAACUUUCUCGGAAAUGAUGGAAGAGAGAGGCAACCGGGGUCGCAAACUGAGCAUCAGCCUGGCCAUGUAUCACGAGGAAGAUGCUAACGACUUGAGUGACCUUGGCAUAGGCACCAGCAGCGGAAAGAGCUCGGUCAGCGGCGACACUCACGAUGACACGCACAGUGUCCUGAGCGACAGAGACAGCGAGAUAGAGAAGAACCACUCGGACCUGGACAACGUGCCAAGCGAGAGCGUGAUCGGCAACGACGUAACAACAUCUUCGGCGACCACCGUGUCCUCGACGACCACGACGACGAAGAAGCCGUUCGGCAAUGGUUUCCACAGCAGUCACAACCACAACAACCAGGAAUACGACUCUGCGACAACUGCGACGACCAGCUCGCCGGAGCCAGAAGAAUACACGUACGAGGGCGCGAUCCGCAGCUACGUGACGAGGGUGUCGCAGAACAUACCGCGACGAUCUCUGGUCGGCCUGGACGUGAAGCUGGAGAGCACGAAGUUGUCGACGAACGGCUCAAAGACGAGUUUGAACGAUGAGACCAAGUCCACCAUACCCGUGGUGAAAGUGGACAUACUGAAGAGGCGGGAGAUCUUCGAGAAAGCGACACUGAAGAACAACGAGGGCAAAGCGAACAACAGGCUCUCCGGCGACUUCACCGGCACGAAGUCGAUCAAGGAGAGGCUCUCGAACCUGGAGAAGCAGAAACACGAGCCGGAGAGCAACGAGAAGAGCGGCAAGUCCUUGAACCGACUGUCCGGCGAUAUGAGCUCGAUCCGUGAGAGAUUGUCACAUCUGGAGAAGCAAGCUACGGAGAGGGAAAGCAAGAGCUCCGUUCAUCGCAAGCUGAGCACUGAAGAGCUGGAGACCGUCAGACCGCUCAGAGAGAGACUGUCGACCCUGGAGAAGUAUAGCAGCAGCGACGAGUCAUCUGUUCCAGGGACCGCCCACGAAUCUCGGCACAACGGCGAGCUAUCCGCCAGGACGAUAAAGGACCGGCUGAGCGCCUUAGACGCGGUCAGAAGCAAAGAGUCCACCGAGAAGAGAUCCUUCGUCGGGAAACAUUCGCUGUGCUUUCGAGACCAGGAGAACAGAAUCGACACUUCCACCCCCAGCGAGAGAAGCUCUUCGCCCGAUUCAGAGUAUCGCGUGCCGAGAACCGCUUUCCACAGGAGCCUGGACUCGCUGGACGCCGAUGCCUCGAGCGGCCCCGACACUUUCGAGCGUGUACAAAGCCUAGAAGAGCUCGAUUACGGUAGACGUUAUCCGGCGUCGUCUUCCUCUGCGGAGCUUCUGAACGACACGGAUCGAGAGGAUUCCGGGAUCCACACGGCUGACGUCAGCUGCUCCGUCAGCCAAGCUGACGAGCCGGUGGACGAGGAUAUCGUGCACGCUAGCGCGAUCAUAGAGAGGCAGGAAGUGAUCGAAGAGAAACCGGAGGAGCAUCGUGACGUUGAGACGGCAAAGGAAAUCGUUGCUGAACAGAGCACUACUGUGCCUGAUGUCCCGAACAGUUCUGCCAGCCAACAGGAGGCAGUAGUAACAAAGAAGGGUACUGCUGACACUUCUGGGGAACUGUCGACUAACAAAUCACAAUCGCAAGCUCACACAGAGAUUACUAACUCUCGCACACUACGUUCCUGUCCGGCUACGUGUCGCCCAAUCGUAUACCAAAGUCCCAAAGUGCCCCCGCGAAGAUCACCCCCGGAGACCUCUCCCAAACCAAAGUCAUCCGCAUCCAAAGAGCUCACCGAUGCCAAAGCAGAAUCUCAGUCUACCAAAGAAACGAAUACGUCGGCUAGUUCCAAGCUCCUCGCGGAGGAGCUCGACAGCGUUCGCGACGUCGACGAAACGAGCGAAAUUCUUUCGAAACCGGACUCGACUUCGAGCCCCGCAGAAAGUUGUCUCAUGCCAUCGGGCAGAACAGCGACAGUUCCAACGACCCUUCAGUUAGAGUCUAACACUACCUCAGCCUUCAACUCAUCCGCGAAAGAAGCCACAAAGAUCACGUCCCCGCGAUCGACGUCCAAAAUUCCGACCCUGUUCCCCCGAAAGACGAUCAGCGCUAAAUCGUCGCCAACGAGUUCCACGUCCUCCCUCAGCCCGCCUGUCUCACCUUCCUCGCCCAAAGCCCCGUCUCUGAAGACGAGAACGUCGACCGCGAAGAGUCCAAGUAGUCAGACGUCGUCGCCUCUGUUCCCAAAAGCCUCGGAGAUACCUGUUCCUGUUAGUUCGAAUGGUACUGGCACUAUUCCAUCCGGCUCUUGCAUACCUGUCCCGAGCCCCUCGAGUCUGGAGCAAUCGUCCCCGGUGUCCUUCGCGAAACACGUUCCAUCCCCCCUCUCGACCAGCACGAAACACCAGGUGACGGUGGUUGAAGAGACACUGGCUGCCGAUAGACGCCGAACGGUGGUGGAAAUUUGCGAAAAGGUGGUGGUACCUCAGGGCAGGACACCUACGACACCUCCAGUGACACCGUUCAUCACCGUGGAUCGCGUGGCGCACAAGCAGAGCCCGGCGACCGAGGAACCGAUCGUUAUCGAGAAAGCAGACGAAGAGGAGGCAGCGACGAUUUGCCAGCCGAGCCCGCCAGUCGAACACGAAGAGCACGAGGAAAAGGAAGCGGCGAUGAACGGGAAGAUCAUCGAGGCUUUCGAGCCACCGCCGCGAAAGCUGAUCGAGGAGUCAAUCGACGCGCACGAUGCACCUGAGACCACCGAGGCCGCGUGCAUCCCUGCGGCCGAACGGCCGACGACCUUGACCCUCGGCAACCAAGAAAUCGGCAUGCUGGACACGAUCGGCAUCCUCAGCCCGAUGUCUCCCAUCUCCAAGCAGAUCUUACCGCUGAACCUCUCCAGCGACGAAGAGAUUGUUACCGGUCUGGCAUUUCCCCUUGGACCACCUACCAGUGUAGAACCUCCAAAGGAGAAACCACCGCCACCACCCGUGGAUGUCAGCGACGAGGAGAGUCUUCCCAUAGAGCCCCUGAAGAGAUUAAACUCUACCCGCAGAAUUAAAAAAGAAUUGCGCACGAGGCGUUCCGAUUUUCUUGGAAUCGAAGGGGUUAACGAUGACGACCUUGAGCGUGAGUUGACUCUGACAAAGCCGCCGGACAUGGCGGCGAUCCUGGCCGAAGAGAGACGCAUCGAACAACUGCACCGUCGCUCGUACGACACGGAUAGCAACUACGAACAAGACUCUAGCCACGAGAGAGACUCCGGGGUCGAGUUGGGCCACGCUGAAGACUGGUCGAAGCAGCCGGUCAGCCCGGACAUGUCGCAGCACAGUCGACAAAGCAGCGAGCCGUUCGGCGCCAGCGUGACCUCGUCCGAGGAGGACGAAAUCUCGAAAAAGGAGCGCGAGAUCAUCGAGGUCCUCGAGAAAGAGGAGCAGUGGCGGUACGGCAACAAUUGCGAGAUGAACAGUGACUUGGGGGAGAAAUUGGCGCACAAGCUGUGCAAGCUUGAGGAAGAGAAGAUGCAGCUGGAACGGGAACGGGCCCAGGAAGCGGUUCUUCGCCGGCAGGAAGAGACCAUGCGCAAGAACGAGGACAACAUUCGCAAGCAGGAGGAAGCGUUGCGCAAACAGCAAGAGGAAACCGCCAGACAGCAGGAAGCGGCGCGUGCCGAGACAGAGGCGAAGCGUGCUGAAGAGAAGAGGCAGGAGGAAGAGCUGAGGGCGCAGGCCGAACAGCUCAAGAUCCAAAAUGAAAUCGAGGAGGAAAGGAGGGCGGCCGAUGCCCGGCGCAAAGAAGAGAAACGCAUCAGGGCCAUGGAAAGUCAAAUACGGGAGCAAGAGAACACGACAUUGGUUGGUGCUGGGUUGAACGACGAAGAAGACGAGUUUGCUUCUGGGGAAGUGCUCAGAGUGGAAAGAGAAUUACUACAAUUGGAGCAGGAGGAAUUGAAACGACAACGCAAUAAUUUGGCGUACCGUGAACAGAAGCAACUAAAACUGGCCGAGCAAUUGCAGGAACAAUGGAAAUCUUUACAGGACGUUGCGCACAGUUCCGCGAAUAAUAUACAGCAGUACAAGAAUCAGCCACCAGUGAAUUACAGGUCAUCGAUGCCGAAUCUUCAACUGCAGGACGUGCAAAGAAGAAGGCCGCCGCCCCCACCGAUACCACCGGCGAAGCCAUUGCGUUUGAUAGAGCACAGACAAAGGGAUGUCACCAUUAGGAACAGCAGAAUUCCGUCUGCGGAUUCGAUUCCGCAACAAGUGGACGCGUCUUUGCGGCAUAGUGCAUCGGUCACGACACUGUCGAGCCACGCUGGUCAACAAAUGAGCAGACAGACGUUGCAGGCACUUAGUGCAGUACCUCGACCACGAAUCGUUCAGAGUGACCAAUGGGUUCAGCGAAGAAAGAGCGAUGUGCCACGUGGGGCCCACGACUUGAAUUACCAACACUGGCUUAUCCAGGAAGCGGAACAGAGGAGGAUUAGCGAGAAAAAUCAGCGAUCACCAGCGCGUAAAUCUCAAAUGCAUGUAACAGGAACGUCCGUUCCGUAUGCUAUGGCUCCGACGAGGACGGAUAGCAAACCAUUACCGGACUCCAUUAUACAAACUCUUACGCAGAGAGUGCAGAAUAGAGCGCAGGAGAAGCCUCUUCCACCAAGAAGGAGGCUAGAACAUAGCGCCAGUCAUGAGCAUCUUACCGCGUUGCAGCAUCAAUCGCCGCAGCAUGUUCAUCAGCAACAAAAACCAGCACAACCGCCACCAAUUAAUCCUGAAAAUCAAGAAAAAAUGUUGAGCGUUAGCGGGAAAAAGAAAUGCUCGCAUUGCGGGGAUGAAUUGGGUCGAGGCGCAGCAAUGAUCAUCGAAAGUUUGCGGCUAUUUUACCACAUGGAGUGUUUCAAAUGCUGUGUGUGUCAUGUGCGACUUGGUGACGGACUAAUGGGAACAGAUGUGCGCGUUCGAAAUCACAAGCUCCACUGCCAUAACUGCUACUCCAGUGACGACGGUGUCAAGUUCAGUUGCGUGUGAGACCCGGGAGUAGGACUACGCCGACUAACUUGAAUAUAGCAUUGUCGGGCUAUAUUUUAUAAGUGAUAGUCGACGAUUAAACUGUCGGUAACGCGCAACCGCGACACACCAACAACUCCUCUCAUUCUGUAAAUAAACUCUGACGGACGAAACGAACAAGAGAAACGAGCACACUGUCUCCGUUUCCGGCGAUGUUCCUUCCGUACACAGCAAAUCGACCGCGGAGCCUCGUGAUUUCAAAUGUAACACACCGGUUUGUUUUCAUCGGCUAAAUGUAGGACGUACCGAGAACAUGUAAAUAAACGUGUAUUUAUGUAAUUAGCGUUAAAGAUAGGGAAUCAAUGGAGCGACGAAUCACAAGGCAGCCAUCGCUGUCCGUUGGAAAACGAUUUAGAGUAAUAUCGGCAUGAGUUCACUGUACAUUUUUGUAUCAUAGUUAUCCCGUGGUAUUUAUGAGAAAUCCCUGAUGCGUGACAGCUAUAAUUACAAAAACCUUCUCUAGCCCCCCACCCUCUCACACACCCGUCCUUUUUCUCAUCCAUCUUGCUACACUGUUCUACGUAUGCUUGGCAAUUAGUAGACUCUUUUUAUCAAUUGGACGAUCGUUUCUUUCUCUGUGAAGGUCGUUUAGAUUUCUAGCUGACUAUUGCGUAAAGUACAGUGACUAACUGUAGCUGCAUACCAAGAUACGAUUUCGUCUUUUAUUUCUUGUCUCGAAUGACCGACGCGUGUCCGUUGUCGCGUCAGAAAUUACUUACCUAUUGUGAAAUAUUGUAUGAUACGGUCUCGUGUUAUUACAACAUGUAAUUUUAUAUUAUCGAGAAUAAAUGUUUAUUAUAGCGA